This is a messenger RNA of Echinococcus granulosus, 1512 nucleotides long. RefSeq lists its product as hypothetical. Lineage: Eukaryota; Metazoa; Platyhelminthes; Cestoda; Cyclophyllidea; Taeniidae. The record is from RefSeq and is a predicted model, not a curated record. The transcript is spliced from 10 exons. Bases 1 to 1512 code for a protein of 503 amino acids.
AUGAAAGCUCAUCUCUGCGCAAAAGAAGCCGAAUGCCAAGUUUUGCGUGAAGAGGUUGUUCGAUUGUCCACGCAAGUAAAGAGCGAACCUCAAGUUUCGCCUUCCACAACCACUGAAGCAUCGCAAAAGGUGUCUUCCGAAAAACCAAAACAGCAACAGAUGAGACGACUCUUACCCAUGGCCUCGAAGGAAGUGCAGUGUGAGAUCCAAGCCUCGACGCCUCCAGAGGUAGAACCCUCGGCGCAGCCAUCCCCAUCUUCCAAUUCCACGGAGGCUAAGGUGAUCUUAUCUCUGCAGGUUGAGAUCGCUCGUCUUGCUCAGGAGAACACCCUCCUCACUCAACGCCAGACGAACCUAGAAGGGCGCCUCGAGAAUAGCAAGCGUCAGAAUUCAAAGUUACAGUCUGAAAUGCGUAAAGCAGCCUCCGUUGCAUCCAAGGAGGCGGAAGCCGCAGUCCGCCAGCAAAUGGGUGAGGUGGUCAAAAAAUUACAAGUGGAGGUAACAGACAAGGAAGAACUCCUCUCCACCAAGACUGCUCAACUUGAAUUAGCAGAGCAGACAAAGGAUGAAGCCCUUCGAAAUUUGCAUGACCUUCAAAAGGAACACAGCGAGCUUAUGGAGGCUAAACGGACUGAGGAGCUUCAUCUCGCAGACACCAUGAAGAUGUUAGAAAAUAUGCAGAAGGAGAGGGAUGAUGCAAAGAGAGAACAAACUGCUUCUACUCACAAUCUUAAUGUAGUUAGAUCAUCCAUGGAGGCGGAGGUCAACGGCCUUCGACAGCAGUUGGCUCAUUUGAAAGCUUCGUUGGAUCAGUCGACCCGCCUGAAAGAAGAACUUGCUUCUGCUCAAUCGGAACUAGCUACCACGAAGAAGGUGAUGGCCGAGGUAACAGAGAAGAAUGACUGCGCGGUAUCUGACGAGACAGAGGCUCAGUUGAAAGCUGCGUUGGAUCAGUGCGCACUUCUCAAGGAAGAGCUAGCUUCCACUCAGGAUGAGCUGGCUGCUGCCAAAGUGGCAAUGACUGAGCUGACAGAAAAGCAUGUCCACGAGGUGUCUACAUUGAAGGCGCACGCAGAAGAACUCGUUGCGAAGACCGAAGAAUCCUUGAAGUGCCCGGCUCCUGCUGAAAUGAAGUCUUCUACACCGGAGGAGGUCUGCGGUGAAUGUGCGCAUCUUUCGGCAGAGGUGGUCCGCUAUCAGGAGAUCAUCGCUUCGACCGAGGAUGCGUUGUCUCACCUUCAGCGCUCCAUCGGAAAAGAAGAGGAGCGCUGGCGACUUGCCCUUCGAAACUGUUGCGAUGAGAACACGCAGGCAAGUCUGAGCGACUUGCUUUCUCCAUCUUCCCAGUUACCUAGACUGCUUGCACUCACUCUUAAAGCCAGACUCUGUCAGCUGGCCUCGCAGUCGGAGGGUGAUGAGGUGAUUGAAAAUGGGACCAAUUCCAGCAAUGGACGCGACUUCUCUCCAUCAAUUGUGGAGAAUGGUGGACUCGACCAGGAUGUCAAUACUUAG